Messenger RNA from Lipotes vexillifer (Yangtze River dolphin), 1710 nucleotides. It is a transcript of the gene GRAMD4, whose product is annotated as GRAM domain containing 4. The transcript has 18 exons. Gene Ontology annotation, biological process: negative regulation of toll-like receptor 9 signaling pathway; apoptotic process. The record is from RefSeq and is a predicted model, not a curated record. NCBI's taxonomy places the organism in Eukaryota, Metazoa, Chordata, Mammalia, Artiodactyla, Lipotidae. Gene Ontology annotation, cellular component: mitochondrion. Bases 37 to 1710 code for a protein of 557 amino acids.
CAUGUUAAGGGAAAGCAGAGGGGCUCCGUGCUGACCAUGCUGAGGAGGCUGGACAAGCUCAGGCUCAGAGGCCACAAGAGAGACGACCUCCUUGACCUAGCGGAGUCUCCAAACGCCUCGGACACCGAGGGCGGGGACGAGACAGCCCUGAAGGUACCUCGGACCUUGCCCCGGGACAGCGACGAGCUGAGGGACCCUGCUGGGCCAGGGACCCUCAUCAUGGCUGCAGGAGUCCAGGACUUUAACCGGACAGAGUUUGAUCGCUUAAAUGAGAUCAAAGGUCACCUGGAAAUCGCCUUAUUGGAAAAACACUUCUUACAGGAGGAGCUCCGGAAGCUGCGAGAGGAAACCAACGCGGAGAUGCUGCGGCAGGAGCUGGACCGGGAGCGGCAGCGGCGGAUGGAGCUGGAGCAGAAGGUCCAGGAAGUGCUGAAGGCAAGAGCCGAGGAGCCGCCCGCUCAGCAGCCUCCGAAAGGCCAGGCCCAGGUCAAUAAUGGAGCAGACCGACGGAGCCAGGGGCUGUGCCCCCGUGUCCAGAAGUGGUUCUAUGAGAAAUUCGGGGAGUACGUGGAGGACUUCCGGUUCCAACCCGAGGAGAGCGCGGUGGAGACGGAGGAGCCCCUCAGCGCCCGGAGGUUGACCGAGAACAUGAGGAGGCUCAAGCGCGGUGCCAAGCCUGUCACCAGCUUUGUGAAGAACCUCUCUGCCUUAUCCGACUGGUAUUCCGUCUACACGUCUGCCAUCGCCUUCACCGUGUACAUGAAUGCCGUGUGGCAUGGCUGGGCCAUCCCCAUGUUCUUAUUUCUAGCAAUUUUGAGGUUAUCCCUCAAUUACCUCAUAGCCAGGGGCUGGAGGAUACAGUGGAGCAUCGUGCCUGAAGUGUCCGAAGUGGUGGAGCCUCCAAAGGAAGACCUGACCGUGUCCGAGAAGUUCCAGCUCGUGCUGGACGUCGCCCAGAAAGCCCAGAACCUCUUUGGCAAGAUGGCCGACAUCUUGGAAAAGAUCAAGAACCUGUUCAUGUGGGUGCAGCCUGAGAUCACCCAGAAGCUGUACAUCGCGCUGUGGGCCGCCUUCCUUGCCUCCUGCUUCUUCCCCUACCGCCUGGUGGGGCUGGCCGUGGGACUCUACGCCGGAAUCAAGCUUUUUGUCAUCGAUUUUAUCUUCAAACGCUGCCCGAGGCUGAGAGCCAAGUAUGACACGCCGUACAUCAUCUGGAAGAGCCUCCCUACAGACCCCCAGCUCAAGGAGCGCUCCAGCACCGCCGUGUCACGCAGGGACGCCAGCCGCGUCCACGGCGCCAAGAAGAGCAAUUUCCAUGAAAUCUUUAACUUGACAGAAAACGAGCGCCCGCUGGCGGUGUGUGAGAGCGGCUGGCGGUGCUGCUUGAUAAACAGAGACCGCAAGAUGCCGACCGACUACAUCAGGAACGGGGUCCUGUACGUGACGGAGAAUUACCUGUGCUUCGAAAGCUCCAAGUCCGGCUUCUCCAAGAGGAACAAAGUCAUCAAGCUGGUGGACAUCACGGACAUCCAGAAGUACAAGGUCCUCUCCGUCCUCCCGGGGUCGGGCAUGGGGAUUGCCGUGUCCACGCCAUCAACACAGAAACCGCUGGUGUUCGGCGCCAUGGUGCACAGAGACGAGGCGUUCGAGACCAUCUUUAGCCAGUACAUGAAGAUCACGGCGGCGGCAGCAUCAGGUGGUGACAGCUAG